ACUUGUGGGAUAUAUUAUCCAGUCCUCUCUGUUUGGGAAGCGGGGCUGGUGAAGUGUGGCGGACACGGGGCAGGUUGGAAUUCGCUGAGGGUGUGUGGAGGCGGGGAACAGAGAACAGCGACAAACACCUUACAGCUCCGAGCCAGAGAGUGAGAGACGAGGCUUUUCUAUGGCGUGUGACUGACCAAUCCAGACUCAUUGGCUUUGCUUGUGCAAGUGAUAGAGAGAGAGGGAGAGAGAGUGCCAAUAUUAAAGAUGGCAGGAAAGUCUCUGCAGUUGUGCGUGUUUGUAAUUUACGCGAUUCAAACGAACUCUGGAUUUAACAUUGACGUGCAGUUCCCGGUCAUCAAAGAAGGAAAAACCAAGGGCAGCUUAUUUGGAUUUUCUGUUGCAUUGCACAAACAGACCGAAAAGACAAAGAAGAACUUCCUCUUAGUCGGAGCGCCCCAAGAAAAAGCCCAGCCCCAACUCAGCAAAUUCAACAUUAAUGAAACAGGAGCCGUGUAUUACUGUCCCAUCAGUAUCGAGCAGGAUGACUGCAGGAGGAUGGACCUCAUCAGUCCACCGCAGGCAGCAGAGACGGUGGAGGGCAUGUGGCUGGGAGUGACCGUGGCCAGUCAGAGGAAUGGAGGACAUGUGCUGGCAUGUGGUCAUCGCUACGUAAAAAAACUGCUGGGGGCCGAAGAGCAGCAGCGUAUGGUGGGCAAAUGUUAUGUGCGAGGCAACGACCUGACCUACGACCCGUCUGAUUACUGGCAGUCUGACACGUAUGAGCUGUGCGACUUCAACUAUGACCAGAACCUGGAGGGCAUGUGUAACAUGGGCAUCUCAGGGGGCAUGACGGAGAAUGACGUGUACUUUGGGACCCCUGGCAGCUUUGUGUGGCAGGGAACUGUCCAUAUGAAAGAGAGAGACCCCAGCUUUGAUUUUGCCGGAGAUGCUAAUGAAAUAAGCUUCGGUAAGCUAGGAGAGGACAGACUCAACAUCUACAUAGGUUACUCUGUGCUGGAGGACAUUAAACUGCUGGAUCACUCUAAGUACACUGUGGUGACAGGGGCUCCCAGAGACAAUUUCAAAGGCUCCGUGAUCCUGGCAGAAAAACAAGGUUUGGUUCUUAACCCAGUGAUGACCAUCCCAGGGGAACAAAUAGGGUCGUACUUCGGCGGCUGCUUGGCGGUGACCGACCUAAACAAUGACGACUGGAACGACCUGAUCGUUGGAGCUCCAUUCUACUUUGAUCGCAACAAGGAGGAGGGAGGAGCUGUUUACAUCUUCAUGAACGAGAACGGAUCCUUCCAGGAAAGAGCCAGCUCGGUUCUGAAGGGUAAAAAAGGCUCAGGGUUUGGAUUUGCUGUUGCUGCGGUGGGGGACGUCAAUCAGGAUGGAUUUCAAGAUUUAGCUGUUGGUGCUCCGUUCCAAGACUCUGGUAAAGUCUUUAUAUGGAUGGGAAGUAAAAAUGGAAUAACUAAGGAACCCAGCCAGGUGAUCGAGGGGAAAUCAUUAGGUCCUAGUGGCUUUCAGACGUUCGGCUACUCUCUCAGUGGAGGAAUGGAUAUGGAUGGAAAUGAUUAUCCUGAUAUUUUGGUGGGCUCCAUGGAUGACCGCAUCGCUCUCUUGAGGGCUCGUCCGGUCAUCCACCUCUCCCAAAACUUUACAGUAGAGCCAAAGAUUGUGAUUCCAAACCAGUGUGUUAACUCCUGCAUAAAAGUGAAGGUGUGUUUCAGCUACAGUCUCAGCACUGGAAACACAGCCUUCAAGAAAGACAUCACUGUGAAGUACACAGUAGAUGCUGACCCCAAUCGCCGUGGCGCCCGAGUUCGUUUCCUGGACAACAAGCAAAGCACAUUUACAGGCCUGCUGUCUUUCUCCGCUCCCGCAUGUCAAGAGCUGGAACUUUCUGUUCAUACUCCUGUGAGGGACAAACUUCAGCCCAUAGUGUUCACUCUCAACGUGUCUCUGAACGAGCAGAAAGCAGCAGCACAGCAAACACUGCAGAGUCUGGACGCUUUCCCUGUGCUGAGCGGCCAGCAGAUCCUGACCAACAAAACUGAGAUUAACUUUCAUAAGGAGUGUGGUGUUGACAACACGUGUAGCAGUAACCUGCAGCUCGAGGCCAUAUUUGCUGAUGAGAAUAACAUUCCCUUCCCCAGUCAGACUAUGGAGUUCAGCAGUAACAUUAAGAAGCUGGUGUUGAUGGUGAAUGUUACUAACAUGCCUGAUGGAGGCAGGCAGGAGGCGGAGGACGCCCAUCAGGCCACGCUGAGCAUCACCAUUCCUCCCUCUCUCAAAUACUCAGGAGUGCGUCCUCUGACUGGUUUAGGUAUUGAGUGCAGCGCAGGCGAGACUGUGAUAUGUGAUCUGGGAAACCCAUUUAAAAGCAAUCAGAAGACCUCCUUGAUAAUCAUCUUUGAGACUUCUGGUGUAACACUUUACACAAAGCAGAUUGAAUCGCAGCUUCAGCUCUCCACUAUCAGUGAGCAGAAGGAUCUGGAUCCUGUUCCUGUCACACUCAGCGUGAAGAACACGCUCCUCACUUCCUUCUCCCUAGAAAAACAAGUGAUUGACGCGACGUUCAGUGGCAGUGUGAUUGGUGAAUCUGCCAUGAACAGCACCGGUGAUGUGGGCAGUCCACUGGAGUUUGUGUUUCAUGUGCACAUGCAGGGAGAACCUCUGGGAGAUUUGGGAACUCUGAUGAUUGACUUUGAAUGGCCAUUUGAAGUAGCCAAUGGGAAAUGGCUGCUGUAUCUCACAGAGAUCGUGAUCAAAGGAGCGUCAGAGUCACGCUGUGUCCCACCGGGGAAAGUUAUCAACCCUCUCAACCUCACACUGUCAGAUCGAGGUACCAAACGGUCUAAAAGAGCGGCGGAUUCAGGAUAUCCCAAGGCCGUCACCGUCCUGGCACCUCGUAAAGUGCCCCAUUUUCUGGAGUGUUCAAAGCAGACGGCUCGCUGUGUGACCUUCUCCUGCCCGCUGCACAACAUGUCGACUCAGGCGGAGAUCAGAGUCAGGUCACGCGUGUGGAACAGCACCUUGCUGGAGGAUUACUCCAACGCCCUGCGAGUGGAGGUGAAGGGCCAGGCCACGCUGAGACUGCUGACCGAUAAACCGGCCAUCAGAAUGGACAACCAGACCAGAGAGUUUGCAGUAAACAUUGACCCCAUGCUGGGAGAGGAGACGCCGUAUGAAGUUCCUCUCUGGAUCAUCAUUGUUUCCGCGGUUGCAGGGAUUCUCUUAUUAGGCAUCAUCAGUCUCAUCAUGUGGAAGUGUGGUUUCUUCAAACGGGCCGUUUACUACAAGAGAAUGCCAAAGUACCACGGUGUGAGAGUACGCAAAGAGGAGCGCUAUAACUUGGCCUUUCAGCCUGAGCAAGAACUGAGCAAGAGACUCUGGGUCACCAACUGGACAGAGAUGCAGGAAUAUUACUACUGACCACUUCACCUCUCUCCGUCCAGAGCCAGAGGAGCGUGAUGAUUGGAGGAUGUCUUUUAUUAACCCCACCUCAAGUCAACAGACACUGGACACUCAUGCAGUGAGAACGUUCUGAAAUGUUUGUUGGUCUGUGUGCAAUAUCGUGAUUGUAGACCAUUAAACCACUUUCAACAAAACCAGAGUAUUGUCUGGGACAUCCUCGACUUAGUAAAGAGCAACUGAUAUAUUUUCCUAGUUUUCAUGAAUAUGUAAAUAUAUUGCAGUUUCUAGUGUUUAAUAGCAUUUUUAAAUUACUUUCCAUUCAAAUAAUUUUUUUUUUAUCACUAUAAUAGUUUACCUGCCAAAGCCUUGGGCCAUUUUCCUCAUACUGAUCUGAUCUGAGACCAGUUCUGAUUAAACAGCACUGUGGAAAUAGACUUGAUUUCCAAGUUCUGGUUGCAUUUUCAUUAGAUGCUUAUUUUUUAACUUAUUUUUUUCAGCUACUCCCUCCCAUGGAGGAAGACUACAGUUUUUAAGUGUGUAAACUGUUUGCCCAAAUGACCACGUUCCUGUCAGCAUUAGUUGGGUGAAUCUCUAGAAGUUGGGUCGUUUCAAAUUGAAAAAAAAAAAAAAUCUAAAUAAAAUAUUUGAAUAAAAGCUCAAUUUAGCAAAUACAUUUUCAUCGUGAAGCAAUUUUUAUAACAAGCACAGUGACAUUCUAAUUACUGCAAAAAAUAAAAAUAAACAUAUUGUAUGAGCAAAAAUCAAAGAUGAUGUGUAACUGGUCAAUAAAAUAUAUAGCCCUCCCCAAACUUCACUUUUUUUGUUUGAGCAAUUCAUUUUGUUUCGUUUGAUUUUGUAUUGUAAUAUGACUGAGAUUUGUUGUCAGUUUGUAAGAGUCACUCUUUAGUUCAGAUUUUCAUUUAAUGUCUUUAUUUUUGUUUUACUGUUAAGAAUGUCUUUGUCUCUUCUCAAAAGUAUAUAUUGACCCUUGGAACAGCUACGGGAAACUGCUGUCUUUGUGCAAUUUAUCAUACAUGUAAAGAAUGUUGAUUUUAUGCUUGAACAAAUUUGAAUUUCUAUUAAAGAUGUACAUGUACUGCCAAGUCAUAAGGGUUGCUCAGUUUGGCUCAUAUCAGCCCACUUUCAGUGAUGAGAAUACAAAAAACAAAUUCAGUGUUGAACUUGAACAUGGUAUGAGAUUCUUAAAUGGUGGAUGAGGAAAGAGUUUCAUAUUUAAGUGUAAAGUAAUAUAAUCGAGUGGUGGAUUAGAGUGAAUUGUUGGAGACUAGAGUUGGAUACUAAAUUACUAGACAUCAACAUAAAUGAGUGUUUGUACACCUCAGACCUGGGUAUAUAGUUGAGAAAAUAUACUGUAUGUCCACAAAAAACAUGAUCUGU
Messenger RNA from Carassius gibelio (silver crucian carp), 4809 nucleotides. RefSeq names its product integrin alpha-3-like. Gene Ontology annotation, cellular component: external side of plasma membrane; integrin complex. Bases 256 to 3429 code for a protein of 1057 amino acids. Gene Ontology annotation, molecular function: integrin binding. The record is from RefSeq and is a predicted model, not a curated record. The transcript is spliced from 25 exons. Lineage: Eukaryota; Metazoa; Chordata; Actinopteri; Cypriniformes; Cyprinidae. Gene Ontology annotation, biological process: cell-matrix adhesion; leukocyte migration; cell adhesion mediated by integrin.